AUGGUUUGCACGUUUGCACAUACAGUAUUAAUUUAUGAUGACGGAGAUGAUGCAAAUUUUUCAGAAAUUCCGGCGAAAAGUGUAGUCGCGCGACUCCCCGAGAGCCCCACAUCCUUUUUUCCGCGACGCUGUGAUUACACUUCUGUCUGUCAACCGCUCAGGUUGACAGAAAAAGGCGUCUAA
Messenger RNA from Chondrus crispus (carragheen), 183 nucleotides. RefSeq lists its product as hypothetical. Lineage: Eukaryota; Rhodophyta; Florideophyceae; Gigartinales; Gigartinaceae. Bases 1 to 183 code for a protein of 60 amino acids. The transcript has a single exon. The record is from RefSeq and is a predicted model, not a curated record.